AUGUCCAAAGCUAUUGCACAGCAGGCCCAUUUGGCCUCCACCGUGCUCAAAACGCUCUCGGACGAGCAGCGCUCGCUCGCGCUGUACCAGAUCAAGCAGGGGCUCGAGGCCGCCAAGGAGGAUAUCCUGGCCGCCAACAGAAAGGACAUGGAGCUCGCCGAGACAAACAAGCUGUCGGCGUCGUUGAUUAAGCGGCUCGACCUGUCCAAGAACGGCAAGUUCGACUCAAUGUGCGAUGGCGUGCUGGACGUUUCCAAUCUGGAAGACCCGCUCAACAGGGUCACUCUCGCGACAGAGCUCGACGACGGGCUCACGUUGACCCGGCUGACCUGUCCCGUGGGCGUUCUGCUGAUCAUUUUCGAGAGCCGGCCGGAGGUGAUUGCGAAUAUCACCGCGCUGGCCAUCAAGUCGGGCAAUGCGGCGAUCUUGAAGGGCGGCAAGGAGUCUCUGCACACGUUCCAGGCGAUGGCCAAGGUGAUCAAUAAGGUUCUGGAGGACACUGCUGUUCCACAGAAUGCGAUCCAGCUGAUCAGCACGCGCGAGGAGGUUGGCGACCUGCUCAAACAAGACAAAUAUAUCGACUUGGUGAUUCCACGCGGCUCGAACGAGCUGGUGAGAAACAUCAAAGAAAACACCAAGAUUCCUGUGCUGGGCCACGCGGACGGGAUCUGCUCGAUCUACGUGGACAAGGCUGCAGAUCUUGCGAAGGCGUGCCGGAUCAUUGUGGACGCGAAAACGAACUAUCCUGCGGGCUGCAAUGCCGUGGAGACGGUGCUCUUCCAUUCGCAGCUCGUGCAAGAUGGUAGCCACGAAAAAGUGUUGCAGGCGCUGCGCGAGGCUGGCGUGACGUGCCAUUUAUCGUCGGAGCUGUUCAAGGAUCAGCCGCAGAGCGUGCUGGCGCAGGAGUCUGAUUUUUCGCGCGAGUUCCUGUCGCUGGACGUGGCCGUCAAGAGCGUUGCAACCGUCGAGGAGGCCAUUUUGCACAUCAACGAGCACUCUUCGAAACACACGGACUGUAUUGUGACGGAGGACAAGGCGACGGCCGAGAAGUUUCUUGCUGGGAUUGACUCGGCAGGCGUGUACUGGAACUGCUCGACCCGGUUUGCUGACGGGUUCCGGUACGGGUUCGGCACAGAGGUUGGCAUUUCGACCAACAAGAUCCACGCGCGCGGCCCUGUCGGGCUCGAGGGGCUUGUGUGCUACUACUACCAGCUGCGCGGCAACGGCCAGGUGGCCGGCGACUACAAGGGCGCGGGCGGCACGCGUGUGUUCAAGCACAAGAAAUUAAAUAUAUAA
Molecule: messenger RNA, 1296 nt
Organism: Ogataea angusta
Lineage: Eukaryota; Fungi; Ascomycota; Pichiomycetes; Pichiales; Pichiaceae
Exons: 1
Coding region: 1-1296 (431 amino acids)
Molecular function (GO): glutamate-5-semialdehyde dehydrogenase (NADP+) activity; NADP binding
Source: RefSeq, a predicted model, not a curated record